This is a messenger RNA of Cooperia oncophora, 663 nucleotides long. The record is from the annotation of a GenBank genome assembly. NCBI's taxonomy places the organism in Eukaryota, Metazoa, Nematoda, Chromadorea, Rhabditida, Trichostrongylidae.
AUGCCGGUGAGGGUACCACGUCGUGAAAAUAUGAGGCAAGCGUACCAAGUUGAUCCUCCUAUCAGCGAGGUGGGCAGGAUCAUGGCACAGAUAUUUGCGCGUGAAUUGGUUACUCGGAACGCAGUUCCGAAGGCGAUUUAUACAUCGCCCAGUCUGGCAUGUGUGCAGACAGCAGCUGAUAUACGGAACUUCAUCGGGAACGACUGCGGUGGUAUAUGCAUUGAACCGGGUCUGGCAACGAACCAAUGCGCAGCGUCCAGCUGGAUGAGUCCAAGCCAGUUCAAUCAACUCAAGUACAACGUGGAGGAAAACUACACCCCAGAGCAGCAAAACCAGUGUGAUCGAAGCAUGAAUGGGAGAUCGGAUAACCUGAAAAAGCUGCUGUUCAGGCUGUCGCAGAAGGGGAAGGGAGUAGCGUUGUUCAUAACGGAUCCGCUGGGCCUUAGAUUCGUUACUGAUCAGGGUGGCAUGGGAGGAAAUGAGAAUGAAGAGCAAGCGCGCGCAGCAUGUGCAUUCCCUCCGAUGUCGUCGGUUGUUUUGGUUUCCAAUUCUCAAAGAGGAGGGUUGGAGCCAUCGCGUCUCUACAUGCGACCGUUGACAACAAUCGGUGAAACUUCGCGGCCAGAGAUUGAAGUGAACACGGACGCCAGGGCAAAGCAGUGA